GAUCAACAUAAAAAAAAUCGAAACAUUCAGAACAGACAUCUCCCUCUCAUUGCACUUACUAUAUUGCUGAGGGAAUCUUCUGUGAGAAAUAAGUUCUCCAUGCCAAAAACCCAUCAAUCAAUCAAAAAUGGCCUCCAAGAUCGAACUCCUUGAUUCUGAUCUCUUGGACCUCCCUCCAAGCUGCAUAGAAUUUUGGCCGAAUAACCCUUCAUGGUUCGUCAUUGGUACCUAUGAGUUAGACAAGGAGGAUGAAGACUCAUGGGUAAACGUUGAGAAGGCUUCGAGUGAAGUUGUGAAUACAGACCCUUUUCCCAAUAAAGAAGGAAUUAUCUCUCCAGCUCCUCUGAGUUUAGUCGAUUAUUCUCAUGAACCACUUGUGUUUGUCGAAGAUACCGAUGUUGUCUCGGAAGAAUCGAAAGGCCAAUCAGAGCCUCCAUCAACUCUUCAAAAAAGAAACGGCAGUGUAAUGCUAUACCAUCUUGAGGAUGGUUCCCUAACCCUUUGCCAAUCACGUCCAUACCCAUAUGGAGCGAUUUAUGAUCUUCACUUCUGCCCCACAGACCAAGAUUAUUUUGCAGUUUCCUCCAGCACGGGCAGGAUAUCUCUCUUCAAAAUAACGACGAAUGAGGAUACUUCUCCCAAUCUUGAACACAUCAAUACAUGGAAAGUAUUUGACGAUUCCGUUCUGAUCACCUAUUUUGCAUGGUGUCCCUCAACAUCCACGGAUGGCUUCCUAUCUUUAGCUGUAACAGCUUCAACCGGAGUUGUUCAAAUACUCAACAUCACUGGAGCUAUCUACGGAAAGAUACACGGUUCGGACUUACGCAUGAGGAAGGAAGAACCGCCAGUAUCAUUGCAUUCUUUGAAAAUCCCAUAUUCUGGCGAGGAGCCUCAAUAUGCAUAUUGCUGCUAUUGGGCUUGUCAUCCUUACACGUCUUCCGAAAAUUUCCACGGUAUUUUUUCAGGAGGUGAUGAUUCGAAACUCCGAACUUGCAUUCUAGGAAAUCCCCGUAAUAGGGAUAACCAUGAUGAUUUGAAUUUACAAACGUCAUACUCGGGGCAUGAUGCUGCUGUUAUUUCUAUUCUACCAUUACCAUGUGGGGGUAAAAGAUGGAUUUUCUUAACUGGUAGCUAUGACAAUAAAGUCAGAGUCAUUGUCAUGGAAUGGUCCCAUGGCCCAGUAACUUAUGAUCAGCUUGCAGAAGAAACGCCAAUCGAUGUUUUAGCAGAUUUAGAUGUUGGAGGUGGAGCGUACCGUCUUGAAUUCCUCCACGAGUAUCCUAGACCAACCGAGAACGAACCCAAAAUCGAUUCUAGCGACGAUAUAUCCUUUCAAGUACUAGCGUCAUGCAUGGAAGUCGGCGCGAAAAUCUUAGAGGUAGAACGAAAGGAUAACAUUUGGAGUGUUAAAGUCCUUGCAUCUACUGACAUCGAAAUACCCAAAUGGCCAAACCCCACCAACAAAUCUCAAUUGUGUUACGCCAGCGCAGUUCAGCCUGGUAGAAGAGAUGGAGGUCUGGUAUUCCUUAGUUCUUAUUUCAAUAAGAGACGACUGAGUGGUACACCAAAAAAAGUACAACCUACUAUCACGAAUGAAGAUAUGGUUUUUGUUAGCACGUGUUUCAACAAGCGACAAUUGGGUGUUUAUAAAUUUGUGGAGGGGGGUAAUGAUGAGAUUGACGAGAUUGCAGCUGGAGUUGAGGCUCUUUAAGCAUAAAAGUGUUUGAUUGAUGGAAAUAUUGGAGCAUUAUAGGUAUUCUUAAUACUCGCAUUGUUAAAAACCUGCAGUGAAUUAGGCGUCGGAUGAAAGCUUGUUGGUGGAUAUUGCCGAGAAUACCACCAUCAUCAAGAUGGGUACCUCGCAGUCCGACAGGCAUAAAUCUUUAGAAAACGAUCUUGGAGAAGGAACACCUGUAUUUAGUUAAAUGUUCCGACCCCAAAAGAUAGUUGGUUUAUCUUAUAUAUAACGAUCUCAUCUACUUGACGAGAAAACUUUAUGUCAGACGAACACCGCACAAUUAGUAAUCUAUUCCUUCUCAACCCAGAGCAUCCUCAAUAAAAAUCCCCGAAAACACA
Botrytis cinerea B05.10 is the source of this 2076-nucleotide messenger RNA. It is a transcript of the gene Bcrrt2, whose product is annotated as Bcrrt2. Bases 128 to 1711 code for a protein of 527 amino acids. NCBI's taxonomy places the organism in Eukaryota, Fungi, Ascomycota, Leotiomycetes, Helotiales, Sclerotiniaceae. The transcript is spliced from 2 exons. The record is from RefSeq and is a predicted model, not a curated record. Gene Ontology annotation, molecular function: protein binding.